Molecule: messenger RNA, 834 nt
Organism: Vairimorpha ceranae
Lineage: Eukaryota; Fungi; Microsporidia; Nosematidae
Product: dolichol kinase
Exons: 1
Coding region: 1-834 (277 amino acids)
Source: RefSeq, a predicted model, not a curated record
AUGUUAAUAAAAUUAUUAAGCAUUUUUUUUACAUUCGCAUCUCUCAACAAAUAUAGUAUUUCUUACAUUGAGAAAAUAGCUUUAUCUUUUAUUUUUGAAGAUAUCGAGCCUAGAGUAAAUAAUCCAUAUUUAAUAUUACUUUCUAGAUUAGUUUUAUGCAACAGAGAUAUUUUUUUUCAAGUUUUCUUUACAUUUAAUUUAUUUAAAUUUAUUAAUUUAAUUUUAAAUAAUUUUUAUAAAACCUUAAGCUUGUUAACGAUAUUGCUAUGUAUAUUGAAAUUACAAAAUUGCAUUUCUAAUAUAAAAAGUAUUUCCCGUGUGCAGCGUAUAAAUUUGAAUAGAAAAUUAUUUCAUUUUGUAUGUUUUUGUGUUUUUUAUAAUCCAUCAGAUUUUCUUAUUGAACUAUCAGAAUACGCUUUUUUUGGAUUUAUAUUGACAUCUAAAUCAAAGUUAUUUAGAAUGUUCUUUAGAAAUUUUCUUAGUGCAAAAGAUUGCAAUAAUGUUUUAUUUUCACAUGUUUAUCUUUUGAUGUCUUGUUUAUUUCCCUAUUAUUAUUUAGAAUUAGAAAAUUAUAGAUCUACUUUAAUGGCUGUUUGUAUUCUUGAUUCUAUGGCAUCAAUUGUAGGUUUAUACUUUAAAAAUACAUCUAAAAGUUUUUUAGGAAGUAUAUCUGGAGUAUUAUCUGCAGUAAUUGUAAAUCUCUAUUGUUAUAAGAAAACAAAUUUUUUUUAUUUUUUAUUUGUAGGAUUAAUAGAAUAUAUAGAUUUAUGCAAUGACAACUUGUCAAUACCUCUAUUUUCUAUAUGUUAUUAUAAAAUUAAAAAAGUAAUAUAA